Messenger RNA from Thalassophryne amazonica, 3409 nucleotides. RefSeq names its product gastrula zinc finger protein XlCGF26.1-like. The transcript has 2 exons. Bases 422 to 2095 code for a protein of 557 amino acids. NCBI's taxonomy places the organism in Eukaryota, Metazoa, Chordata, Actinopteri, Batrachoidiformes, Batrachoididae. The record is from RefSeq and is a predicted model, not a curated record. Gene Ontology annotation, molecular function: DNA-binding transcription factor activity, RNA polymerase II-specific; RNA polymerase II cis-regulatory region sequence-specific DNA binding. Gene Ontology annotation, biological process: regulation of transcription by RNA polymerase II.
ACGAUUUGCAGGAUUUUGCGCUAAAUAUUCUCUUAGCUGCUGCAGUAUUGAAAGAACGUGUCAUCAUCGUAAUCACUCGUGAACUCGCGGAAUCGGCGCCAUUCACAUCCUCGCUUUGCCAGAUUGUUUACAUGCGCCGCAAGACGCCGGAAUUCUGCUGGUGCCGCGGCGCAUGCUGGGAAGCGCAGGGGAUUAUGGGAAAUAUUAAAAUACCGAAUAUGAAAUCUAUCUGUAAUAACCCAUCAAAAAUAUAUGUCGGAAUGAAGUCGGAAAUGGACAAUAACGGGACUUUAAACUGUGCAGCUUCCGGCUCGCAUCUGGCCUCCUUCUCCGUGGCGUUAGCUUCUAAAGCUAGCGGGGUUAGCUUAGCCUGCUAACGGGGCCUUUUUUGUGCAGAAACGGUUUGUGUUAUUGUGUGAAAAUGUCUAAAGUCCAAAUUCUGAGAGCGUUACUGAAGGAGCGACUACCUGCAAAUGAUGAAGAGAUAUUUGAGCUGUUUGAAAGAACAGCAGCCGAAUACGAGGAGGAACUUUGUGGUUUAAAAGAGGAGAACGAACGACAAAGAAAACUACUGGCUGCUGCUUUUAACUCAUACGAUAAAACAGAUUUGCCGCAGGAAUUUGUUAAAGACAAAGUGAGUCCCUCUGACCAACAAGCCUGGGCUUACAAUGUGGAACAACAGGAUCCAGAACUCUUUAAAAAUGAAGAGGAGAAACAAGAGCAUCCAGGAGGGCUGGAAGUUUAUUCCACAAAGUGUACAAAUGUUGAUUUGAAUCCUCAGUUCUCUCAGAUUCUUCAGUACCGAGUUAAGGACAACACUAGUGCUGAGGAUCUUGCUAGCAGCUCACUUGAGCAUAUAAAACCAGAAUCUGAUGGAGAGGACUGGAAAGGAUCUCAACCGGCUUGCAUAUCAGAUCAAGGCAGUUCUUUCCACUCAGUUAUGGGUGAUGUGACAUCUCACUCUUCUGAACCUGAUACUGAUAUCAGUGAUAUUGAUUGUAAUGAGACCAGGGAACCUCAAUCAUGUUUCUACUUUUUGAAAAAUAAGAUGAUCCCACUUGGAGAUAGGAAAUGUAAUGCUGAUGUGCAGACACUGAGUCAGGGGUAUGAUCAAACGAAUGAUUAUAAGCACCGUCUGAGGCAUACAAGUAUUAAUGCAAAGCAGGAACGAUUUACCAUUUCUCUGCCUGAUGAAUCAUGUGACCAAGUAAGCCAUGUGGCAUUUCAGAGAAGAAAGAAAGCAUUUAGUUGUUCGGAAUGUGGUAAAACGGUUGGCAAAAGUAGACAUUUGGAGCUCCAUAGAUUAAUUCAUACAGGAGAAAAACCAUUCAGCUGUUCUCAGUGUGGCAAAAAAUUUAACCAUAACAGCAAUCUGAAAACCCAUAUGCUAAUUCAUACAGGAGAGAAACCAUUCAGCUGUUUGGAGUGUGGCAAGUCUUUUAACCAAAAAAGCACACUGAAGAACCAUAUGAGAACUCAUACGGGAGAGAAACCAUUUAUCUGUCCUCAGUGUGGGAAAGCAUGUAGCAUAAAAGGCAAUCUGAAAAUCCAUAUUGCUACUCAUACAGGAGAGAAACGAUUUAGAUGUUGUAAGUGUGGUAAAGCAUUUAGCCAAAGCAGCAGUUUGGAGAUCCAUAUGGCAGGUCAUACAGGAGAAAAACCAUUCUGCUGUUCUGAAUGUGGCAAAACAUUUAAUCAGAAUGCUAAUUUGAAAACCCAUAUGUUAAUUCAUGGAGCAAAGAAACCAUUCAGCUGUUAUGUGUGUGGGAAAUCAUUUCACCAGAACAGCAGUCUGAAAAGCCACAUGAUAAUUCAUACAGGAGAGAAACCGUUCAGUUGUUCUGAAUGUGGCAAAACAUUUAAUCAAAAUGCCAAUCUGAACACUCAUAUGUUAAUUCAUACAGCGGAGAAACAAUUUACCUGUUCUGUUUGUGGGAAAUCAUUCAACCAAAACAGCAGCCUGAAAAACCAUAUAACUCAUACAGGAGAGAAACCAUGUACAUGUUCUCAGUGUGGAAAAGCGUUUGGCUUAAAGGGCAAUCUGAAAUCUCACAUGAGCCGACAUACAAGAGAUAAAUCAUUUACAUUUUGCUAAACAGGAUCUCUGAAUACACAUAAUGUGACUCCAUUGUUCUUGUGUUGAAACAUCAGAAAAUGUCCUGACAAUCGUUACAAUUACAAUCGUUAAUUCAUUCAUUUAUCGUUAAUGAGGUUCUCAAACAAGGUUUUAUCCCAAAUCUCUGGAACUGUCAUCCCAUUCCAUACAAGACAGAAUAAAUAUGGUGACAAUUCUCCUUAUUGCAUGUAGACAAAAUAGAGAAUGCAUUGUGUUGUCAAGAUCCCUUCUUCCCCCAUGGGGGCGCCACAAAUGAGGAAAAAAAACUUUCACUGCUAUUCUUAUACUAAAACCAGUUGAUACUAAAUAUCUUUUAAUAUAAAAUAAAUAUUAGGCCAUAUUGAUUUAACUGCAUAGCUAACCUUAUUAAAUAAUAAUGAUGAUAAUAGCUUCCUCACCAUACCCCCCCAAAAAAGUGUCUGAUGAGCCCUUCCGGGUCAUUACGUCAUUGCAACAUAUCAGUCAAAACGACCCAAAUUAUCUGGUGUUGGGUCAUGAUUUAACAACCAUGUCAAAACGACCCAAACUAUCUGGUGUUGGGUCAUGAUUUAACAACCAUGUCAAAAUGACCCAAACUGGUGCAGAGGGGAGGAAAAGAGAAAAACAAGAAAAAUGGGACCAAGACAAAGGUACAGUCAGUAGCGGUUCUACACUGAAUUACUCCCUGGGCAAGACCCCUUCUGAGUGCCCCCCCCCCCCCCCCCCCAAAAAAAAUGCACGAAGAGCCAUUUUUUAUUAUUUAUUAUAACAAUAGGGGCACAAUCUCCUUAAAAAGCCAAUUUAACAGGUUUUCAGAGGCAAUAAACUCAUACAUACCAACAACACAUUAACACACAUGCACAUUGGGGUUGGUAAGGUUAGCAGUGUUAACAUGUCUCUGUCCAUGGUUUGCUAAUUCCUCAGCUAUUUCAGGGUGAGUUUUGCCUAAACUGACCGACUCAAAAUAAACUGUUUUGUAGGAGUGGGAAUAGUUGGUAGAGGCUUUGAGUGGCAUGCAUUGAUCGUCAAUGUCAGCGACUUUUAACAUUUUUACAUUUCAAAACAACAUUUGUACAUUUCAAAACGACUCUCAUACGAUGUCAUAGAUGAGUUUGCUGCAAGGAAAACGAGAGUCAGGCUGAGUAGGUGAUAUGAGGGUGAGGAGAUUGUUUUUAGGUUGCAUGGUUUCUAAUUUGUUCUACUUGUUCUUAACUAUUUUUAUUGACUUGUUUGAUAUUUUAUUCUAUUAAAAAACUGAUUUCAUUUUUUGUGUGAAUGUAGGCAAAUGUGGAAUUUACUGUUUGUGUAUGUGUA